CCCUCUAUCUCUCUCCCUCCCCCCCUCUCUAAACUUUCUCGACACUUGCUGGUUGGAGCGUCGAGAGGGAUUUUACACCGGCUCGGGCUGUGCUUUUUUUGAGAUGCGAGGGGUUUCGUUUGCAACUUCGAGGCAGAAAGCUGGCAGUGUUUUGGGGGGAUGCAGUUUCCCGGAGCUGAGGGCGGUGUAAGUUUAUUCAAUGCUUCCUCCCUCGCAGAGCGCCGCGAUGGUAUCUACAAUGUCUGCGCUCCUCUGCAUCGGGAUAGCGACGUGCGCCUUGGUGUACGGUCACGGACAACUGCCGCCAACACUUGAGCAACUUUAUCUCCACCGCCCAGACGGGGGGACGUGUGAAGUGAUAGCCGCGCACAGAUGCUGCAACAAGAAUCGAAUCGAAGAGCGAUCACAGACUGUGAAGUGUUCCUGUCUGCCGGGGAAAGUGGCUGGUACAACAAGAGCCAGACCUUCGUGUGUUGAUGCUUCCAUUGUUAUUGGGAAAUGGUGGUGCGAGAUGGAACCUUGUGUAGAAGGAGAGGAAUGCAAAACGUUACCGGAUAAUUCAGGAUGGAUGUGUGCUUCUGGCAACAGAGUCAAAACCACAAAGAUCCAUCCUAGAACCUAAAACCUGGGACCACACUACCCUCACUGAUCCCAGAUGGAAGACAGCCAUUGUGAAGGACAGUUAAUGGAACUGCGGAAGUCACAUCGAAAUUUAUGAUGUAAAAGUGAAAUGCCAUCAGAAGCAUCCGAGGGCCAGUUAGACUCAGUACUUUGCACAGUGACUGAUGACUGCAGUGACUGAUCUUCAUUUCCACUGAUGGUGGUGCAGAGACAGUGUAAAACCUGCCUCCCCUUCAGCGAGCGACGCCAAGAUCAAGUAUCCAACAGCCCUGGACCUUUUGCGCUGCGAUUCUUCGAUUUGAUGCAACUUUCACAUCGCUCAUUGAUGUGAUCCGGCACUGCUCACCCAAGGAGUCAAGUUGCAAUGGAGUUAAUGCACUUCCUCAUGUCAGCGGGUAUACGGAGCUGACUGGAUAUAUUCAAUUCUAUAUCAAAAGAGGUAUCACAGAGGAGCAACCUGAAAUCAGAAAGCAACGUGCUUUAUUUCUGGAGACGACGUGCUCCAAAUCUGCAAUGAAUCUACAGCCAUUUCUAUAACUCCCAUACAGUCCUAUCAAGCACUAAUAGCAUGCUGGUUUUGGUCAAUAUACUCUGUCUGUCCAGAGUGCAUUGAUGUGAACAACUACACAAAAAUCACACCUGAUGUUCACAUGGGAUGAUGUUAAAAAGAAACAGUUCCAGCCUUUCCAGAUGUGCAACACCAAGGUUAUAACCAUAAGAUGCAGAUGAACAUUGACUGUGGAAGUUAGUUGGCGUGGCCAUUUAUUUUCUCUCUCUUUUGUAUUCAAGAGAGCUGUACAUAUGUCUGAUUACUUUGUAUAAUUAGUAUGGUCUACAGUACAUGAAACUGUUUACCCUUACAGUGGUCGCUCAUUUUUACUAGUAGAUUUAAAAAAGAAGUAUUAACCUUAAAUCUGAAGCUUGCAGGAAGCUUGGAUGUGCAAUAAUUGAUGCGCAGUUUUCCCAGAAUCACAUCACACGGAGUCAAACUACAUCAGAGCAUCUUCAAGACAAUUGAAAUGGUUCAACUGGGAAACAUCUGAUGGUGUUGCAUUCACACAAUGCAUUUACCAGAGUUAUUUUGCUUGCUAGAAAGACAGUGUCCCUCGUGACAUUUGCAUCGUAAAACAUCAGAAAGCACAUUUGUUGGAACAAUAUCCUUUGCAGUCUCCUGAACUUUGCAUAAACAUUCCAGAAGAGUCAACUCCUUUUCAUUUAUUUCAAGAAAUUAUAUAAAUAUUCAAUGUUUCUUUUGAAGUGUUCAGAUUGAACACUCGUAUUCUAAUAAAUACAAACAAGAACCGA
This is a messenger RNA of Amblyraja radiata (thorny skate), 1926 nucleotides long. RefSeq names its product TAFA chemokine like family member 1b (gene tafa1b). The transcript is spliced from 4 exons. The coding region runs from base 200 to 622 and encodes 140 amino acids. The record is from RefSeq and is a predicted model, not a curated record. NCBI's taxonomy places the organism in Eukaryota, Metazoa, Chordata, Chondrichthyes, Rajiformes, Rajidae. Gene Ontology annotation, molecular function: receptor ligand activity. Gene Ontology annotation, biological process: regulation of neuroblast proliferation; neuroblast differentiation.